Messenger RNA from Eruca vesicaria subsp. sativa (arugula), 2042 nucleotides. The record is from the annotation of a GenBank genome assembly. NCBI's taxonomy places the organism in Eukaryota, Viridiplantae, Streptophyta, Magnoliopsida, Brassicales, Brassicaceae.
AUCUUCAAUCUCCAACCUCUCUCUCUAGAUCGGAAUCUCGCCUCAGAAAAUCAAACCAUGGCCUCCGCCGCGAUCGAGAAGCUCCCUCACCUCAAAUCCGCCACCGAUGGACUCAACGAGAUGAGUGAUAACGAGAGGAGCGGAUUCAUCAACCUCGUCUCUCGCUACCUUAGCGGUGAGGCACAGCACAUUGAGUGGAGCAAGAUCCAGACUCCUACUGAUGAGAUUGUUGUUCCUUAUGAUAAAAUGGAUAACGUCUCUGAAGAUGCUUCCGAGACUAAGUAUCUGUUGGACAAGCUUGUUGUGUUAAAGCUUAAUGGAGGUUUGGGAACGACUAUGGGAUGCACUGGUCCAAAAUCGGUUAUCGAAGUUCGUGAUGGAUUGACUUUUCUUGACCUGAUUGUUAUCCAGAUCGAGAAUCUCAACAACAAGUAUGGAUGCAAGGUUCCUUUGGUUCUCAUGAACUCAUUCAAUACACAUGAUGACACACAAAAGAUUGUUGAGAAGUACACCAACUCAAAUGUUGAUAUUCACACUUUUAAUCAGAGCAAGUAUCCUCGUGUUGUUGCUGAUGAGUUUGUGCCGUGGCCUAGCAAAGGAAAGACUGACAAGGAUGGCUGGUAUCCUCCCGGUCACGGUGAUGUGUUCCCAUCCCUCAUGAACAGUGGCAAGCUUGAUGCUUUCAUAUCACAGGGUAAGGAGUAUGUGUUCGUUGCCAACUCGGACAACUUGGGCGCUGUCGUUGACUUAAAAAUCUUGAAGCACCUGAUCCAAAACAAAAAUGAGUAUUGUAUGGAGGUGACACCCAAAACCCUAGCUGAUGUAAAAGGAGGAACUCUCAUCUCCUACGAAGGAAAAGUACAGCUUCUGGAGAUUGCUCAGGUACCUGAUGAGCAUGUAAAUGAAUUCAAAUCAAUUGAGAAAUUCAAGAUUUUCAACACAAACAACCUUUGGGUUAACUUGAAAGCCAUCAAAAAGCUUGUGGAAGCUGAUGCGCUUAAAAUGGAGAUCAUCCCCAACCCGAAGGAAGUCGAUGGAGUCAAAGUUCUUCAACUCGAAACUGCAGCUGGUGCCGCCAUAAGGGUAUUCAUUUUGUUCUAAAUUUCAAUAACGCAGUUUUUAGAGAAACACAACCGUAAUCUUCUUCUAAUGCUACCAUAACAGUUUUUUGAAAAUGCAAUCGGUGUGAAUGUACCUCGGUCAAGGUUCUUACCAGUAAAGGCAACUUCAGACUUGCUUCUUGUUCAAGUAAGCCAAACCAUUACAAAGUUCCAAAUAUCACUUGAACAAGCAGUAGAGAGAGUUAAUAAUUCUUAAAUCAUCUUUUUCAGUCUGAUCUGUACACUCUCGUGGAUGGCUUUGUCACACGGAAUAAAGCUAGAACAAACCCCACAAACCCAGCGAUUGAAUUGGGACCCGAGUUCAAAAAGGUGGCGAGCUUCCUUAGCCGGUUCAAGUCCAUCCCGAGUAUCGUUGAGCUGGAUAGCCUUAAGGUCUCUGGUGAUGUCUGGUUUGGCUCAGGCGUUGUUCUCAAGGGCAAAGUGUCAGUGAAGGCAAGCUCCGGGACAAAACUUGAAAUCCCCGAUAAAGCCGUGGUCGAGAAUAAGGACAUCAACGGCCCAGAGGAUCUGUGAAGAAAUUUAAAGAACCGUGAUGCAUCUUCUGUCUUCCUCUUGUUGUAAUACAUCCAAGGCACUUUUGAUGAAACUUUUUUCAAGGUAAAAGAUCACAAGAAUAACACUACAAGUAUGUUUUUCAUUUUCUUUUUGUUGCUUUAAUCCUCUCAAAGUACGUUUUCAAAUUUACUGUUUACUUCCCUUCCCUAUAUGAGUUUUUUUAUUAUUAUUGUUGGGAUACUCUUCUAAGAUUUUAGUGAAAACAUCAAUUAAAAUCAUCUCAUUAUUUUCUCGAGAACCACAUGUGAUAGCAUUUUGUAAUUCUUCAACUUCUCCACAAUAUUGCGCCAGUUGUAAGCAAAUUGUUUCCUACUCUUACUUUGACCACUUUUACCAACUCGAAUCCAAAGUGAAGGACAGGUAAUC